This is a messenger RNA of Harpia harpyja (harpy eagle), 2405 nucleotides long. It is a transcript of the gene LYN, whose product is annotated as LYN proto-oncogene, Src family tyrosine kinase. Gene Ontology annotation, molecular function: non-membrane spanning protein tyrosine kinase activity; ATP binding; signaling receptor binding. The transcript has 13 exons. Gene Ontology annotation, biological process: protein phosphorylation; innate immune response; cell differentiation. The record is from RefSeq and is a predicted model, not a curated record. NCBI's taxonomy places the organism in Eukaryota, Metazoa, Chordata, Aves, Accipitriformes, Accipitridae. Bases 176 to 1753 code for a protein of 525 amino acids. Gene Ontology annotation, cellular component: extrinsic component of cytoplasmic side of plasma membrane.
GGUACGUAACCCAUGUAGAGCUGAGAAUUUGGAAAAAAUCUCCCAGUGGGUGUUUUCACAAACUAAAAUUAAAGAUGUUUGCUUCUACGGGAAGAUUCUGGCUGAAGGUGCCCCCCAGUGCAUUCGAAUAAGUAUGGGAGCACUGAAAUGUUGACACACAAGAAGAGGAAAUUGUAUGCUCUGCCUAUGUGGGACGAUGAUGCCUGGAAAUAUGGGAUGUAUAAAAUCAAAAAGGAAAGAGAAUCUGCAUGGAGAUGGGCUAGAUUUGAAGAAUCAACCAGUACGUAAAACUGAACGAACUAUUUAUGUGAGGGAUCCAACGUCCAAUAAACAGCAAAGGCCAGCAAAUCCAGAAGCACAGCUCUUACCAGGACAGAGGUUUGCCAGUGAAGAAACAGAGGAGCAUGGAGUUAUUGUGGUAGCUUUGUAUCCCUAUGAUGGCAUUCAUGAAGAUGACUUGUCCUUCAAAAAAGGAGAAAAAUUGAAAGUUAUUGAGGAGCUGGGAGAAUGGUGGAGAGCAAAAUCUCUCACGACAAGGAAGGAAGGCUUCAUUCCCAGCAACUACGUAGCAAAAGUAAACACCCUGGAAACAGAAGAAUGGUUCUUCAAAGACAUAACCCGAAAAGAUGCCGAAAGACAACUCCUGGCUCCUGGAAAUAGUCCUGGAGCUUUCCUUAUCAGAGAAAGUGAAACAUUAAAAGGCAGCUAUUCCCUCUCCAUAAGAGACUAUGAUCCACAGCACGGCGAUGUUAUUAAGCACUACAAAAUUAGGAGUCUAGACAAUGGAGGAUUUUACAUUUCUCCAAGAAUAACUUUUCCCAACAUCAAUGAUAUGAUCAAACAUUAUCAAAAGCAAUCAGAUGGCUUAUGCAGAAAGUUGGAAAAAGCGUGUAUUAGUCCCAAGCCUCAAAAACCAUGGGAUAAAGAUGCAUGGGAAAUUCCACGGGAAUCGAUUAAAUUAGUAAAGAAACUUGGAGCGGGUCAGUUUGGAGAAGUCUGGAUGGGUUACUAUCAUAACAGUACGAAAGUGGCUGUGAAGACUCUGAAGCCUGGAACGAUGUCUGUGCAAGCCUUUCUGGAGGAAGCCAACCUCAUGAAAACACUCCAGCAUGAUAAGCUCGUUCGGCUUUAUGCUGUAGUGACCAAAGAAGAGCCUAUUUAUAUUAUAACAGAAUUCAUGGCAAAAGGAAGCUUGCUGGAUUUUCUGAAGAGUGAUGAAGGAAGUAAAUUGUUGCUUCCAAAGCUAAUCGACUUCUCUGCUCAGAUUGCAGAAGGGAUGGCAUACAUAGAAAGAAAAAAUUAUAUCCACCGAGAUUUGAGAGCAGCCAAUGUUCUGGUUUCGGACUUACUGAUGUGCAAAAUUGCUGAUUUUGGACUAGCGAGAGUCAUCGAAGACAACGAAUAUACAGCAAGGGAAGGUGCAAAAUUCCCUAUUAAAUGGACAGCACCAGAGGCAAUUAACUAUGGAUCUUUCACUAUCAAAUCUGAUGUGUGGUCAUUUGGGAUUCUCCUGUAUGAAAUCGUUACAUAUGGAAAGAUUCCUUAUCCAGGUAUGAGCAAUUCAGAUGUGAUGGUUGCUCUUCAGCGUGGGUACCGAAUGCCACGCAUGGAUAACUGUCCAGCUGAGCUUUACGAUAUCAUGAAAACAUGCUGGAAAGACAAAGCUGAAGAGAGGCCAACAUUUGAUUAUCUACAGAGUGUGCUUGAUGACUUCUACACAGCAACAGAAGGGCAGUAUCAACAACAGCCAUAGAACAAAGAACACUUUUUCUAUUGACAUGGAUCAUUGGCACAGACUAUUAUUUGGACAGACUGCUCAAACCAAUUACUUCAUGAAUUUGGAUGUCUUAACUGAGUGUGGAAGGUGAAAUGCUGAAGGAAAGAGUAAUUCUGCAGAGAAAUAAUGUUUUUAUUUGGUUAAAACAGUUCUUCUAAAGCUUGAAGUUCUCCUUAAAUGCCUUAUGUUUUGCAUCUGCAGAAACAUCCCAAAGCAAGCAGGCUUUUUGGGGUGGGGAGGGAGAACGAAGGAAAGCAAUCGUGCAUGGGUACAGUUUGACAACACCUUCUUAGGAUCUAAGUCAUGCAAUACAUUACAAGGAGACCUUUAUAAAAGGGGCAAGAAGAUGCAUGAACAGCUGUUUUCAAAAGAAAAAGUCAUGAAGGAGAACUUACUUACAUAUUUAAGACAUGGUGAUGUUCUUAAAUCAUCUUUUGUGAAAAUUAUUUUUAUAUCCUUGUUAUUUCACAGUAGUAUCUGGAGUACUGUCACCUCUUGUAAGACUUUCUAAACAGUGUCAUGGUUUCCUUUAAGGAAGGGUUAUGUAUGUAAUUCUUUACACUGAAGAUGAUUCUGUUUGUUUUACUGCUGUAUUACUCAUACUAAAUUUAAAAUCAUUUUCAAAGCA